AUGACAGCAGGAAAGCUCGUCUCUGCCAUUGAGAUAGGAAGGCAUAACACGCCGUCCGACUGCUGGCUUGUAGUCGACGGCCAGGUAUGGGAUUUCACUGAAUUCCAUCAAGAACAUCCCGGCGGUUCAGCUAUCAUCCUGAAAUAUGCCGGCCGCGAUGCCACAAAAGCAUAUAAUGAAGUCCAUUCGCCGUCCACAAUCAGCAAAACCCUGCACCCCAACAAACUGCAAGGCAUUCUGGACAAUUCAACCAUCAACGACGAAUGGCUCAAAGAACCACCUACCGAAAACGCGCGUGUCAUGCUCGACAACGAAAAGCCACCAUUAGACACGCUCAUCAACGCCUACGACUUUGAGCUCGUCGCGUCCAAAACCGCAAGUAAAAAAACAUGGGCAUUCUAUUCUAGUGCCGCCACAGAUUUGAUUACGCGGGACGCCAAUAAGUCCUGUUUUGAUUGGAUAUGGUUUCGUCCAAGGGUUAUGAGAAACGUGCGUCAUGUGGAUACGCGGACGAGUAUUAUGGGUGUUGAUAGUAGUCUGCCUCUGUUUGUGAGUCCGGCGGCUAUGGCGAAGUUGAUCCAUCCAGAUGGCGAGCGUGCUAUUGCCAAGGCUGCUUUUCAGAAGGGGAUUUUGCAAGGGGUAUCGAAUAACUCCUCCUUCUCUAUCGAAGACCUAGCUCAAACAGCGCCCGACGGCAAAUUCUUCUUCCAGCUCUACGUCAGCCCCGACCGCGAAAGAUCCGCUGCCCUCAUACGACAAGUCUCCUCACUGCCCCAAUUCAAAGCCAUCCACAUCACCGUCGACGCCGCAUGGCCCGGUAAACGCGAAGCCGAUGAACGCGUAAAAGCAGAUGAGAGUGCUUCGGUACCCAUGUCCGAUGCAAAGGCUAAGAACGACAAAAAGGGCGGCGGCAUUGGUCGAUUGAUGGCGGGCCAUAUCGACCCGGCCCUGACCUGGGACGAUAUCGCGUUUGUGAAGAAACAUACACAUUUACCUGUAUGCCUCAAAGGGAUAAUGUCAGCGGAUGAUGCGAUUCUAGCAAUGAAAGCGGGCGUUGAUGGGAUUUUGUUGAGUAACCAUGGUGGUCGGAACUUGGAUACUAGUCCUCCAUCUAUUAUCACGUUACUUGAGCUUCAGAGACGGGCGCCCGAAGUUUUUGAUAAGAUGGAAGUAUAUGUUGAUAGUGGUAUUCGACGAGGGACGGAUAUUCUCAAAGCCGUGGCUCUGGGAGCGACGGCUGUGGGGAUGGGUCGUAGUAUGCUUUUUGCGACUAAUUAUGGUCAAGAGGGUGUUGAGCAUUUGAUUGAUAUCAUGCGCGACGAACUAGAGACAGCUAUGAGGAAUAAUGGGAUUGCUUCGUUGGACGAAGCAACCCCUGAAAUGGUGCUUACAGGAGACGUGGACCAUCUCGUUCCUACAGGACGUCUGCAUCCAUAUGCAAGAAAGGUGGCCAAGUCGCGGCAAAGGGGUCUUGCGGCGAAGCUAUAA
Molecule: messenger RNA, 1488 nt
Organism: Talaromyces marneffei
Lineage: Eukaryota; Fungi; Ascomycota; Eurotiomycetes; Eurotiales; Trichocomaceae
Exons: 4
Coding region: 1-1488 (495 amino acids)
Molecular function (GO): oxidoreductase activity
Source: RefSeq, a predicted model, not a curated record